Messenger RNA from Carlito syrichta (Philippine tarsier), 1361 nucleotides. RefSeq names its product NADP dependent oxidoreductase domain containing 1 (gene NOXRED1). The transcript has 6 exons. Gene Ontology annotation, biological process: L-proline biosynthetic process. The record is from RefSeq and is a predicted model, not a curated record. Gene Ontology annotation, molecular function: pyrroline-5-carboxylate reductase activity. Bases 168 to 1250 code for a protein of 360 amino acids. Lineage: Eukaryota; Metazoa; Chordata; Mammalia; Primates; Tarsiidae.
AAGUUCAGAAAGUGUAAGAAGAGAGGUGCCAAAGCCCACCAUCGUGAGUGCUUGUGACCUGGGCAUACAUUCCAUCAUACACAUGCCCUCCUGCACAGACCCCUCUUCUUCCAGGACAGGAAGCCAAAUUGACUAGUGUCUGUCACUGCAGGAGAUGGUGGCUUGGAAUGGACAUGCUAGAGGACCUUAAGUCCCUGCAAUUUGAAUCUGGGAUUCCAGAGGAAGAUCAUAUAUGGCUAUAUUUGCUGGGCCGUUCUCGGGGACUGAUCGUCGAGGCCUGUGCCCAUGCAACCUUCUUCUGCAAACUCUUACGGAAUUUGAGAGACUUAUUACAUAAGAAUCAAACUUCCAGAUGUCUCUCAAGUGGAUCACUGAACUUGGCCACUCCUGACAAGAAGGAGUUAAAGGUGGGCAUCAUUGGAGGCGGCCACCUUGGGAAGCAGCUGGCUCGCACACUGAUGCAACUUGUCCCCGUCCCUGCUGAGAGCCUGAGGAUCUCCACUCGGAGGCCAGAGGCCCUGGAUGAGUUCCAGAAACUGGGGGUCCAGUGCUUUUACCAAAACCCUCACCUGGUGGCCUGGGCCGACGUGAUAUUCCUCUGCUGCCUGCCAUCCCAGCUGCCCAAUAUCUGUGUAGAAAUUCAAACCAGCCUUGAGAAGACCUGCAUCGUGUACAGCCUUGUAGCUGCUGUUCCAAUACCCAGGUUGAAACUACUACUGAACCACACCAAUAUCUUGCGGCCUCAAUAUCAUUGUGUUGAAGGUUUUGCCAACAUCUGGGGGUCCAAUAAGGAAGUCACGGCUGCUCUCCAAGAUCCCAUGAUUCUUCAGGCCACCUGUCCCUACAGUUCUGCUGGGGGCAUAACCCUCAAUAUCAGGUGGCUGGAGGCAGUGUUGUAUGCGGCUCUAAACACAUGCUCGGCAAGGGACAUUGCCAACCCACAAGUGCUACUGCUUCUGAACGAGCUGCUUCUGUCUGUGCACUGUGAAGACUGUGAGAAAGACACAGCAUCUUGCCCAAAGUUUCAGUUAACAGAUUUUGUCAGCAAAGUCUAUGGUGAGAACUUGCCUCCGGAAAGGCCUUUCCCCUGGUUUGAUCUGACUGCUGUGCAACUCAAGGAAACACCCUUCAGUCGGCGUCUCUCAACCAGUGCUGUUCUCCGAGACCACCUUACCUACCUAUACUGUGAUUCAUUUGGCAUCUCCCUAACCAAAGAACAGCCAGUGGUUUCCACAGGUGCUCCAUCCUGAUAAGAGAACUUGGGAAUCAGGAUUCUUUCUCCCUCACACUUUGUCUCUAUGAUGGUUAUGUACUGAUGAUCACAAUUGACAGUGGGAGUCAUAUGACUGUAUUGUGUUUGU